Messenger RNA from Puma concolor (puma), 579 nucleotides. It is a transcript of the gene SDHC, whose product is annotated as succinate dehydrogenase complex subunit C. The record is from RefSeq and is a predicted model, not a curated record. Gene Ontology annotation, molecular function: electron transfer activity. Gene Ontology annotation, biological process: mitochondrial electron transport, succinate to ubiquinone; tricarboxylic acid cycle. Gene Ontology annotation, cellular component: respiratory chain complex II (succinate dehydrogenase); membrane. Lineage: Eukaryota; Metazoa; Chordata; Mammalia; Carnivora; Felidae.
GUCCAGGCCGGAACUCAAGAUGGCUGCGCUCCUGUUGAGACAGGUUGGCCGUCAUUGCCUCCGUGCCCACCUUAGUCCUCAGCUCUGUAUCAGAAAUGCUGUUCCUUUGGGAACCACAGCCAAAGAAGAGAUGGAGAGGUUCUGGAAUAAGAACGCUGGUUUAAACCGUCCUCUGUCUCCUCAUAUCACUAUCUACAGUUGGUCGCUUCCCAUGGCGAUGUCCAUUUGCCACCGCGGUACUGGUAUGGCCUUGAGUGCAGGGGUCUCUCUGUUUGGUUUGUCGGCCCUCUUGCUCCCUGGGAACUUUGAGUCCCAUCUGGAACUUGUCAAGUCCCUGUGUCUGGGGCCAUCGCUGAUCUACACAGCCAAGUUCGCUCUUGUCUUCCCUCUCAUGUAUCACACCUGGAAUGGGAUCCGACACUUGAUGUGGGACCUCGGGAAAGGUCUGAAGAUCCCCCAGCUGUACCAGUCUGGAGUGGCUGUCUUGGUUCUUACUGUGUUGUCCUCUGUAGGGCUGGCAGCCAUGUGAAGAGUGAAGUUCCCAGCAUUGUCUUCCCAUAAAUGAUUCACUGAUCUGUC